AUGAAAGUCUUUAACUUUCUAUUAACAGUCCCAUUCAUUUUUCUUAUAUAUUCUCAAUCUAUUAUUGCAUAUGAGAAUGAACCAGUUCCACAUACAGGAAGAAAAGGAUUAACUAGAGAGAGAAUUAAUCAUUUUGAGAGAAUGAUAAAAGAAAACGAGGAAAGAUCUCCUCAAUUAAAGGUUGUUAAGAGAUCAAAACCAUAUUAUGGAAAGUUCCCUAUUGAUGAAGAAAAUAUAUCUACUCAAAUUGAUCAGAGAGGAGAUAUUUCUAAGGAUGACAUAGAUGAUAUUGAGACUGAGACUCAGGCUCAAACCGAUGUUGAGGUUGAAGAUGAGUUUGAUCCUCAAGAAAUCGCUACUAGAAGUUUCAUUGAUAAUAUCUCUUCAGAUGACGAAAACCAAAGUGAUGUAGAGACAAACAAUGAGGAUAUUAACACGAGAAAUGUUGGAGAGUUUGAUGUCAAUCAGGAUGAAGUUCCUAAUAAUGUCGAUCAAACUGUAGAUGACGUAAAUGUAGGGGAUUCUGUCAAUACUAAAGAAUCUGCAGAUUUAAACACAAAUUCAUCAGUUAAAGACAAGAAAAAGAAAAGUUGGAGUUUUCCAUCAGUUACCUUUGCAGCUCCAAAGAAUCAGGAAAAGAUGGAUGACAAAAAUAAGUUUGAUGGUGUCUUAGAAAAACAAAAAUUAAAGCGUGAUAAAAAGGAAAAGAAAUUAAGGAAAAAACAAGAGAAAGAGAGAUUAAGACAAGACAAAGAGGAGAAAAAGAGGAGAGAAAAAGAAGAGAAGAAUAGAUUAAAGGAGGAAAAGAAUAAAUUAAAAGAAAAGAAAACAUCGAAGUUUGAUAAAUUCCCAAAGGUAGGGUUUUCUAAGAAUACAUCCUCUGAUUUAAAGGAUGAUGAAAAUAAAUCAUCAUGCUCUUCAAAGAAGGGAAAGAAGAACACACAGGGCCAAACCCAAACAUAUGAGGACACUUUGGAAGAUAGACUAAAUAGUCAAGAAGUUGUUUUUGAGGAUAUUCAUGAUGAUAUGUCUACUGUAGCUAGUGAAAAUGAAAUCUUUGAGAACCUUAGUUCUAAUGACAUAGAACACGUAGAAAGUGAAAUUGACAUUAAAUUGGAAAAACCAAAAGAUGAUUUAUUUGACUCUUACAGUGAAGAUGAGGAAUCUGAGAUAAAAGCAAGAAUUUUGGCAGGGAAUGAAGAGGACUUCAAAACUGAAAGAAUAUCUUCAGAAGAAGCAAUUCAUGAUAGUGACUCUGAAUAUUUUGAAAAUGAGGACCCUCAUAUUGAAUUAGAUGAACAAUAUAGAUUCAGUAAAGAAUCAGAGGAUAUAAUCUCAAAAGAAAAAGCUGUAGAACCAUUAGAAAGAAUUGAUAUUGAAGAACUUUCAGAAGAUGAAGAGACUUCAAAUGUUAGUGAGGCUCCAGCUUUAAGUAGUUAUUCUGGAAAUAAUGAAGAGGAGGAAGAGGAUGAUAAGAAUAUUCAGAAAUUUAGUAAUGAUUCCGAACUUUCAAAUGAUAACUUAAGUGAGGACCCAGUAAUUGCUAAUCAUUCAAUUGAAGAAGAAAUAGUAAUUGAAGAUAAGAAAGAUAUGGAUGAAGACUUUUCUAAUAAAGAUCCAAAUGUUGAGGAGACUGGAUCUAAAAACAAAGUAGGAUCAUUCUUUGGCAAGAUCAAGUCAUUCUUCAAAAGAAAACCUUUUAUCAACUUGAAUUGCAGAGGCCCAUCUUGUAUGAAGAGACUAUCAAAGAAAGAUGAACCAAAAUACUCAAAUGAUUUCAUUCCAAGAAUCUAUUUACUCUCCAGAGAUGUUCCAAAAGAGGAUCUUUAUCGUGUACCAGAAAUUAUCUCAAGCUUAAGAUCUGAGUCAAAUAGAUUAGUAUUUGCAUAUCAAUUAAUGGACGGAAGUUUAAUUCCAUCAUCAGCUUUAGCUCUAAACUCAAAAAGUUUUGUAGUUAGAAGAUGGGGUAAAAAGGUUCAAACUAAACUUACAAAACUUAGAUCAGAAUUUGAUAAUUUGAAAUCCAGAUUAAGUUCAAUGUAUCAUGAGGGAGUUUUAAAGGGAGAAUUUGAAUUGCUCAUUGAAGAAAUGGAUGAUUUAACUAUUAUGCUCUACUUGAUUGCAAAGGAAUUCCCAAGAAAAAGCCAAUUUGCAAAUAAUGCAAAGGAUAUUCUCAGAUACCCUGAGGUAGUAUCUACUCCAGGGGAGAGAUUGAUUUCAAUGUUCCGUAAAUCAAAGAUUUCAAAAUGUUCUAAGAAAUCAUGCGAACCUAAACCAGAAAGGAGUGAAAGCGAUAAACUUGCUAUAAAAGCAUUAAAGAAGAGAAUGAAAUUCAUAAAGAAGAGAUUAAAUUCACUUUCUAAGUAG
Messenger RNA from Cryptosporidium ubiquitum, 2367 nucleotides. RefSeq lists its product as uncharacterized. The transcript has a single exon. Lineage: Eukaryota; Apicomplexa; Conoidasida; Eucoccidiorida; Cryptosporidiidae. The coding region runs from base 1 to 2367 and encodes 788 amino acids. The record is from RefSeq and is a predicted model, not a curated record.